CUGAGAAAUAAAUUUUCAACAAAUCUAUGAUUGAUUUUUCAAUGUCAAAAACUCAGAAACUUCAUUCCUGAUAUUUCAAAGUUGCUCAUUUUCGUUUAGAUUUUAUUGGAAUUCCCCACAAGGAAUGCUUGAGCCAAAAUAUCCUUGCAUGCAGAGUUAUUCUACUGAUGACGUAAUUAAUGCUUGCGACAGUCGUGAUUCUUAUGUGUUUAAAAAAUUUUUAAACGCUGCUAUUUAUGUGGAAAAAACUAUUAAGAAAAUGAAGCCUGACCUUCAAAAUUAUGAGAAACAUUUGACCGAUUCGAUCAAAAUAAUGAAAACCAAAAGGUGUUCUUGCUACAUUGACGCAGAUAGCUGCCCUUGCCACCCAACAAUGGCUUCAGGGGAUGGCUUGAAAUGUACAAGAAGUGACACUCAGGUCAAUUGCGAAAACACAGGAUUUUUGCAGGAUUUGGAGAAACUCAAGAAUAUCAACAAAAAUAUCAAUAAAACCAUAUUAGCCAAACGUCCUAUGCAAAAAAAAAUAUCUAAACAGGAUCCUGUUAUCCAAAAUAAAAACCCGAAACCAAUAUUCAAGCUGGAUUUGUCCAAGUUGGAUGAGGGUAUAUCACCAAGAGCUGUUCCAUCUGAAACUGAACUGGGCAAAGGCAGAAACAAGGUUAAUUCGAAAAUAUACGGGGAAACAGGAACAAAAAUCAAAGAAAAUUCGAUCGCAGAGGUUGAUCCUAAAAAUGACAUAGUUUUCGUUGCUAAAAGCAAAGAACAGAGCGAUGACGACUCAGGUAGCACAACAUCGAGUUCUUCAACACUUAGUACAUGCUCUCAAAUAACCGUCAAAAGAAGUGAUAAAGCUGUUGCUUCUGAAUCCAAGGUAUCACUAUCUACUUUGACUUCAUUUACACCAUCUGAAAACAAUAGCGUUAGGCAAUGGUUAUCGAAAAAGCUAGAAGAGCAAAGGAAAAAGAAUCUUGCCCAAAAAGAGGAGGAGCGUAAAAAACAAUUAGAACGGGAUAAAAUCCUUGAGCAAGAACGAGAAAACUUCAAAAUAUGGCUGGCGUCGAAGAAAAGAGAUGAAGAUAAAAGAAAAGCUGAAAUGGAAAGACAGCGGCAAUUGGAUCAAUUAAGAGACUUGGAAAAACAGAAAAGACAUCUCGAGAAUCAAAUCAAAUAUCAGAUAUGGUUGAAGAGGAAGGAGGAAGCUGAUAUAGAAAAGAAGAACCAGGAACAAUUGAAAAUUUUACAGGCACAGAUAGAGAGAGAGCGAAGGUCCAUAGCAAAUCAGAAAGCGUUCGAAGAAUGGCUAGAGUUUUCAAAAAAUAAGCCUAGGCCACUUCCGCUCAAUAAAGGACUUGAUAGUUUGAGAUCAUCUCUCUCUGUUACCUAUGUCAAUCCUGUUCCUUGGGUACCUAACAUAGAUUUAAAGCCAGCUUCACAGUAAAAAAAAAUAAAAUAUUCAGAAUUGUAUAAGCUAUUGAAAUACAUAUUUAUACAAUUAUAUUCUUGUUUUAUAAAAUACAUAUCUAUAGAUGA
Molecule: messenger RNA, 1530 nt
Organism: Harmonia axyridis
Lineage: Eukaryota; Metazoa; Arthropoda; Insecta; Coleoptera; Coccinellidae
Exons: 5
Coding region: 125-1438 (437 amino acids)
Source: RefSeq, a predicted model, not a curated record